This is a messenger RNA of Callorhinchus milii (elephant shark), 1691 nucleotides long. Its product is annotated as cytochrome P450. Gene Ontology annotation, molecular function: heme binding; monooxygenase activity; iron ion binding. Gene Ontology annotation, biological process: cholesterol metabolic process; cortisol metabolic process; glucocorticoid biosynthetic process. The transcript has 10 exons. Gene Ontology annotation, cellular component: mitochondrial inner membrane. The coding region runs from base 89 to 1630 and encodes 513 amino acids. The record is from RefSeq and is a predicted model, not a curated record. NCBI's taxonomy places the organism in Eukaryota, Metazoa, Chordata, Chondrichthyes, Chimaeriformes, Callorhinchidae.
UGUCACAGCUUUGAAACGUCCCCUGAUCUGCAAGGCUAUAUAAAUGUAACUUGGUGGUGGUUGUAUCGCUUAAGUAAAGAGCUCUGUGAUGGCUUUGGGUUUGGCUGCUGGUCGCUCACUCAGGGCAGCCUUUGCCCCGAAUUUCCAGGGAUUUGGAUUGCGCUACAGAUCCAGCGUUCGCGCCGCUGCUGAACAUGAUCUGGACGUGCGACCGACCCCGCUGAAAACUAUUCAGGAUCUCCCAGGUUACGGUCUGCUGACUGGCAUCUACUGGAACAUUCUGAGAGGCUACUUAUUGAAAACGCACGAAUUGCAGAUUGUGCACAAGGAGAUCUUUGGGCCUAUAUGGAAAUCCCAAUUUGGGCCCUUGAUUGUGAUCAACGUAGCCAAUGCGGAGCUGAUCGAGCAGAUCCUGCGACAGGAGGGCAAGUACCCUCUCCGGUCAUACAUGCCACAUUGGCGAGAGUACAGGGAGCUCCGUGGACAUGCUUAUGGCCCACUUUGCGAGUACGGGCUGAAAUGGUACCAGAUGCGCAGGAUGCUGAACCCCAAGCUGCUGCAACCGAAGGCGGUGAUAAACUACGCCCCGGCCAUCAACGAGGUGGUCAGCGACUUUGUCAAAAAGAUCGAGAGACUGAGAGAGAGCCAGGGAGACGGCGUAACAGUGAAGGAUCUCUCCAACGAAUUGUACAAGUUUGCUUUCGAAGCGAUCACUAUGGUGCUCUUUGGGACGAGGAUUGGAUGCCUGGCGGAUAACGUGCCCCAGGAGACCCAGAACUUCAUCAGUGCCGUGGGAGAGAUGUUUCACCUCUCAGCCAUUUUGAUCUUCUUCCCCAAAGCCAUGUGGCCAUACCUGUCCAUUUGGAAGAAGUUUGUGAAGGCCUGGGACUAUCUGUUUUUUGUGGCCAAGAAACUGGUGGACAAGAAAAUCGCCCAGAUCGAGGAGUGGAGAGCUCAGGGGCUGCCACUGGAGGACGGGUAUCUCAUUCACCUCCUGUCCAACAACAAAAUGACCCCCAUCGAAAUCUACGGCAGCCUGACUGAGCUCUUGUUGGCCGGCGUGGAUACAACGUCCAACACAAUUUCCUGGGCGCUGUAUAACCUGGCACGAGAGGCCAGUAUCCAGGAUAAGCUGUACACAGAGAUCUCAAGCUUGCAUCCUGGGGAACAGAUCCCCACCACCAGCGACUUCAGCAAAAUGCCUCUGCUAAAGGCCACCAUCAAGGAGACACUGCGGAUGUACCCAGUUGUGCCUGGGAACGCCCGGGUCACAGUGGACAAGGAGGUGGUGGUUGGAGAUUAUUGUUUCCCUCAAAACACCCUCUUCCACUUGUGCCACUACGCCGUCUCGUACGAGGACUGUAACUUCGCGGAGCCUCAAAGAUUCAAGCCGGAACGCUGGCUGGAGAGCAAGAAGCAACAUCCCUUCUCCUCCAUCCCGUUCGGCUUCGGGUUACGGACCUGCAUAGGCAAGCGAGUGGCCGAGCUGGAGAUGUACUCUGUGCUAAGCACGCUGAUAAAUCGCUUCGAAGUGAGGCCGGAUCCUUCCAGAAAAAGAAUAACGGCGAAAACCAGGACACUGCUCUGCCCAGGCGACACCAUGAACCUGCAGUUUAUUGAUAGGAGAUAAGACCAUAGGAGCAGUAGGCCAUUCGGCCCCUCGAGCCUGCCCACCAUUUAAUAAGAUCAUG